AUGGCGAGCAUUGCAGCCAAGACUUCUGGUCCUGCCGAAGUCCCUGCAGGCGAGAACGACAACCAGCAGAAUGGAGAGCAGCGUGCAACGGGGCACAUGCAUGGGUGGGCUCUCGCCACGUUGACCCUGGCCUUCAUGUCCGUUUGCUUCGUGCUAGCACUCGACAAUACCAUCCUAGCGACCGCGAUACCGCAGAUCACCAGCGACUUCCAAAGUUUGAACGACAUUGGCUGGUAUGGCUCUUCCUACUUGAUCGCGCAAAUGGCACUGCUACCGACCUGCGGCCGCUUCUAUGCAUUCUACAACAUCAAGUGGGUAUACUGCAUUUCGCUGGUCGUCUUCGAACUCGGCUCCGUCAUCUCGGCAGUUGCACCGAACUCGAUGACGCUUAUAAUUGGGAGAGCAGUUUCUGGCAUGGGCGCUGCUGGUCUGGUGAGCGGAACGACAACUAUUCUGUCAUACUGCGUCGCUCUGAAAAUGCAGGCGAAACUAUCACCCUUCAUCAUGGGCAUGUUCAGCAUUGGAUCUGCAGUAGGGCCACUCGUCGGUGGUGCUAUAACGGAUAGCGCGGUGCUCACUUGGCGCUUUGUGUUUUGGAUUAAUCUCCCUUUUGGAGCUGUCGGGCUGGCUCUAAUUUGGUUCACCUUGAGGAACCCUCCGCCCGCAGUACAAGGAGGACUGCCAUGGCAACAGAAGAUACGCCAACUCGACAUUCCGGGCGCUACUAUACUUCUUGGCGCAACAUCAUGCUUGAACCUGGCUCUGCAAUGGGGUGGCAUCGUUUAUCCAUGGUCUGACCCGAGGGUGUUUGGCUGCUUGAUCGGAUUCGGUUUGCUUAUGGCCUCCUUCUUGGGCUUGCAAGUCCGAGGUAAAGAAAGCGCUACUGUUCCUCUUCACAUCUUCCGAAGUCGUACAGUAUCUGCGUCAUGCGGCUUCAUGAUGCUUGUCCAGGUGGCCAUAGUACUCCAGUCAUACUUUUGGCCCAUAUACUUCCAGUCGGUCAGGAAUACCACUGCUAGAGAGUCGGGUAUCAAUCUACUUCCGUCGAUUGUGUCCAACAGCCUCGGCACCAUCUGCGCUGGCUGGUUCUCCUCCACGUUUGGGCACUAUGUACCGUUAAUGUGGAUCGGCGCCCCUGUCCUGGCCGCGGGAGGUGGUCUGUUUCAACUCAUCCGCCCCGAUAGUCAGCGUGGACAAUGGAUUGGGUUCCAGAUCUUGGCCGGGUUUGGCUAUGGGAUGUGUAGCCAAAUGCCGAUUCUGGCGGUCCAGGUCGUCCUCAAAAAGGUAGACAUCCCGACGGGCCUUGUCAUGGUCAUGUUCGUCCAGAUGCUUGGAGGCGCUCUGGCUCCUAGCGUCGGGCAGAACAUCUUCACUGAUGGGCUUCUGCGAAGUCUGGGCGAGAUCCAGGGAAUCGAUGCUGCAGCCGUAGUGGAGGCCGGUGGGAGGGGAUUCAGGGAGAUUGUUCCCCCACAGCUGAUGGAUGCGGUCAUUGACGCAUUCAAUUCUGCUUUGAGAAAGGUCUUCUGGGUGGGCCUUGCUACUCCAGCCCUUGCUGCGAUCGUUAGCUGGGCAAUUGAGUGGCGACGGCUGCCUGACCCGAAGAGUCAGAGUACUGAAGCUUCAGCGACAGAGGUCUCAGAGAAAUCAGCCAACUAG
This is a messenger RNA of Microdochium trichocladiopsis, 1656 nucleotides long. RefSeq names its product major facilitator superfamily domain-containing protein. Gene Ontology annotation, biological process: transmembrane transport. The transcript is spliced from 4 exons. Bases 1 to 1656 code for a protein of 551 amino acids. The record is from RefSeq and is a predicted model, not a curated record. NCBI's taxonomy places the organism in Eukaryota, Fungi, Ascomycota, Sordariomycetes, Xylariales, Microdochiaceae. Gene Ontology annotation, molecular function: transmembrane transporter activity.